Molecule: messenger RNA, 1617 nt
Organism: Rhineura floridana
Lineage: Eukaryota; Metazoa; Chordata; Lepidosauria; Squamata; Rhineuridae
Product: histone H1.10-like
Exons: 1
Coding region: 34-681 (215 amino acids)
Biological process (GO): nucleosome assembly
Cellular component (GO): nucleosome
Molecular function (GO): DNA binding; structural constituent of chromatin
Source: RefSeq, a predicted model, not a curated record
GAAAUUUUUUUUUUGUGGUUUCUUUCAGCAGUCAUGUCCGAGACGGCGCCGGCAGUUGCAGUCAGUGCUGCGGCUCCUGUUGUAGCCUCGAAAGCUCCGGCUAAAAAGGCGAAGAAAGCAGGCGCUGCCAAAGCCCGCAAGGUUUCAGGUCCUAGCGUCACAGAGUUGCUCACCAAGGCGGUGGCCGCUUCGAAGGAGCGCAAAGGAGUGUCUCUGGCAGCCCUUAAGAAAGCCUUAGCCGCUGGAGGUUACGAUGUGGAGAAGAACAACAGCCGGAUCAAGCUUGGCCUUAAGAGCCUGGUGAACAAAGGCACCCUGGUUCACACGAAGGGAAUUGGUGCCUCGGGUUCCUUCAAGAUCGGCAAGAAAGCCGGCGAGGGGAAGGAGAAGGCACCUAAGAAGAAGGCCGUCAAAGCCAAGAAACCCAUUGCCAAGAAGCCCGCCAGUGGCGUUAGGAAGCCGAAGAAACCCGCGGCCGCCAAAAAGAGUCCGAAGAAACCCAAGAAGCCUGCGGCGGCCAAGAAAGCUACCAAGAGUCCGAAGAAGGCAAAGCCAGUCAAACCUAAAAAAGUCGCUAAAAGUCCGGCGAAGGCGAAAGCUGUGAAGCCCAAAACUGCCAAGUCGAAGGCAGCCAAACCUAAAGCGGCAAAGGCUAAGAAGGCGUCGUCGAGGAAGAAGUAAACAUGAUCAGUGCGCUUUCAAAAACCCAAAGGCUCUUUUAAGAGCCACCCACCUAAUCAAAAAAGAGCUCGUUAUUCAUCCCGCAUGUGUACUGCCACCCUGUGCACGUUUUCUUGGAAAUAAGUUGCACUGCGGCUUACUCCGAGGAGUGUGCAGAACAAUUUAGUCUCAAUCCCUAAAUUUGGGAUGUUCAAUCAGCAACUUUAGCUGUCACUUUGCUCUAGGCUGGUGUGCCAUUUUAAGAUAAGUUUUGUUUUUAGGUACUCAUUUAUUAAACUAGCGGGCAUGGAAGCGGCACACUCUCUAGAAGAUCUUACUAGGAACACAAGCGCACUUUUGCUCCUGGAAAGUUAACUUCUAACAAGUUAAACAAUAACCAGGGAUUGAUCCUCUUGAAUAAAACUAGACUGAAAGCAUCCCGGAAAACUUGCUUGUUUGUCCAAAGGGAGUGUGGGGGAUUCGCCAGUGAUUUUUAGGCUACAACCUUAGGCGUAGCUAGGGCCACAUCUUAUUCCCAGUAGGAUGGUCUCCUGAGCUAAAACGUAUAGAAUUGGGUUCAGUUUGUUUAUGAGGAUAUCAUCCUACUCUAUAAUCCUAUAUACAUUUGCCUAAAAGUAACUCCUAUGUAAACACAAUGGGGUUUAAUCCCGAGUAAAUGUUUAAUUGGUAGCAUUUCAGAUUUACAAAGUAUUAAAAGAGCCCUGUGCCUGUGAAAAGCGGCUGUCAAUUUUUUUUUAUCACGUGGCUAUGUUAGGUUAUCUUUGUCAAAAUUUUCUGGCUAGUACUUAGGUGAGAAUCUCAAACCCAGUUUUUUCCCUCAGACCUAUUGAAUUCAAUGGAUUGACUUGCAAGAAAUGUGAAUUAUGAGGAUUUCAAUUUAAGACAAAAUAGAACGUGGGGGGGCAGAAGCAACUCUCAAAGAACUUUAAAAUUGAU